This is a messenger RNA of Tricharina praecox, 1506 nucleotides long. RefSeq lists its product as uncharacterized. Lineage: Eukaryota; Fungi; Ascomycota; Pezizomycetes; Pezizales; Pyronemataceae. Gene Ontology annotation, molecular function: RNA binding. The record is from RefSeq and is a predicted model, not a curated record. The coding region runs from base 1 to 1506 and encodes 501 amino acids. The transcript has 2 exons.
AUGGGGAAGUCUUCAACAAAGUCGGCGGCAAAGAUCGAUCCGACGCUUGCGUCGCUUUUCGAGACGAGUGUAAGUCCACUGCUUGCUGCUGCCGGUGCUGGUGCUGGUUUUGGUCGUGCGAGAUGGUUGCUAAGUUCCGCGGCGCAGUUAGGAAGUGUUAAAGCUCCCGAGCCGAAACCGCAGGUGAAGGUUUCGAGAAAGAAGAAGGACGAGGAGGAGGACGAGGACGAGGAGGGGUCGGGCAGCGGCGAGGACGACAGCGACGAUGGGGAGGGCGAUGAUGAGGAAUUGAGCGAGAUCGAUGAAGAUAUCGAGUCGGAUGACGACGACAAGGAGGAUUCGGAGGAGGUGGCGGAGCCGAGUGCGGAGAAAUCAGACGUCGUCACCGACAGAAGCCGGAAGCGGAAGCGCAAGGCUGCCGAGGAAGACAUCGAGGACUCGUACAUGCGGAAGCUCCAGGACGACGAGCCCAAGCCUAAGACAAAGAAGGCGAAAGGUAAAAAAACAGAGGACAAGGAAGCCGGUGCGGAGUCGGCAUCCGACGACGACGAGGAGGAGCCGGCGAAACCCGUCGGAUUCGAGAUCAAGCACGAAUCCCUCAUCAAUCCUGCCGAUGUCGAAAUCGACAAGUCCAACCGCACGGUUUUCCUCGGCAACGUCCCGUCGAACGCCAUCUCGUCGAAAACAGACUACAAGACGCUCAAGGCGUUCUUCGCCACCGCCGGCAAGAUUUCCUCGGUGCGCUUCCGCUCUGUCGCCUUCAGCGAGCAGAUCCCCCGCAAGGCUGCGUUCGUCAACCACAAGCUCCACGAGAAGCAGAAGACCGUCAAUGCGUACAUCGUGUACAAGGAUGCCGCCGGUGCGCGCAAGGCGCUGACGCUCAACGGCUCCGUCGUCCUCGACCGCCACAUCCGUGUCGACUCCGUCGCGCAUCCGGCAAAGCAGGACCACAAGCGCUGCGUUUUCGUUGGAAACCUCGACUUCGAGGCGCAGGAGGAGAACCUCUGGAGACAUUUCGGCCCCUGUGGAAAGGUCGAAUAUGCCAGAGUUGUCCGAGACUCGAAGACGAACGUUGGAAAGGGGUUUGCAUACAUCCAGUUCGAGGACGCCAUGUCGGUUGACCAGGCCCUGUUGCUAGACGGGAAGAAGAUGGAGGGAGACCGCAAGCUGCGAGUAACGCCGGCCAAGGCUCAGAAGCGCAACGCCAAAGAGAAGCACAACGACCGAGACCGUCAGCGCCGACCCCCUCCCAAGGCGGGCAGCGCCAAGGGCUACGUCCCUCGUACGGACCCGAAGCAAGCAGCUACCAUUGGCCGGGCCACCAAGUUGCUUGGAAAGGCGGGUGCAGUGCAGCUGAGGAAACAUGUGGAUGUCUUUGAGGGAAUGCGGGCAACUGCUACUUCGGACUCUGGUAUCAAGAAGGGCGGUACGGGUAAGAAGAAGGGUGGCAAGGCUAGGGCCAGAACCACCGUGCGAUCGACCGCGUGGAAGAAGAAGUCUGAGUAA